This is a messenger RNA of Perkinsus marinus ATCC 50983, 164 nucleotides long. RefSeq lists its product as hypothetical. The record is from RefSeq and is a predicted model, not a curated record. Lineage: Eukaryota; Perkinsozoa; Perkinsida; Perkinsidae. The annotation marks the transcript as partial. The transcript has a single exon.
UUGGCAAUGAUUGUGAUCGCGGGUAUGUAUUAUUAUGCAUUCACGACAACGACGCUUACAUAUUAUCAAGUUCUGCAAGUGGAUAGAGACGCCCAGCACAUUGACAUCUAUCAAAACUACAAGAAGUUAUCAGCUGAGUCGGACGAGCGGCGGGAGAAAGAGGC